CAGAAUGUCGCAAAAAUUUCUCUGCAAAAAUAAAUAGACGCCGAAUUGCAAUAUUGAAAAUAUUUUAAAUUAUUGCGAAGAUGUCUAUGAUUCCAUUCUUUCCUAAUCUCAAGCCAACCGUGGCUAAUCGUUUUUGGUUUGAUAUGACAUCCGAUGAUGAGAUGCAAACAAAGCGCUAUGAGGACGAGCGCAGGAAUUGGCGAGAAUCUUUAAAGACUGCGGCUACAGAUUUGCAGCCACUGGGUAAGGUGCACACUAUCACUGGCGUCGAAACAGAUGAUGAGGAUGCCAACGAUGACAGUGAGGACACCGAUAGUCACGAUGAGGAGGACGAUGAGACAAACGAUCGUGUCAUUCCCGUUACACAGGAUUUCUACUCGGCGGACGAUAUACAAAUGAACGACGAGACCUCGCCCACAGCACCCUAAAUGGAAAGGCAUUGCAUAGAUACACCAUUUAGUUAGUUAAGAGUUAGUUACUGUUGCGAUUACAAAGUUCCCUUUACAAACUGUAAUAACAAUUUUCGUUUACUUUAAGCUUAAAUAAAUUAUAAACACAA
Messenger RNA from Drosophila arizonae, 559 nucleotides. RefSeq lists its product as uncharacterized. Gene Ontology annotation, cellular component: anaphase-promoting complex. Gene Ontology annotation, biological process: regulation of mitotic cell cycle spindle assembly checkpoint. The record is from RefSeq and is a predicted model, not a curated record. Lineage: Eukaryota; Metazoa; Arthropoda; Insecta; Diptera; Drosophilidae.